AUGCAUCUGAUCUUUUUUCCCCAGGGCAAAGUGGCCAUCAGCUCUUCCAGCCCUGUUGUGGCAGCUUCCUUACCAUCCCCAUCCCAGGCCAGACAGCCACUCGUCAGCACCGGGGAGAUCUUCAAGCUUCCAGGCAGGCUGAGAAUCCAGCCCUCACUGUGGAGCAAGGAUGACGUGAUCCACUGGCUCAGAUGGGCUGAGAGGGAAUAUUCCCUUCGGCAAACUGACGACAGCAAGUUCGAGAUGAACGGCAAAGCCCUGUGCAUCCUCACCAAGGAGGACUUCAGACACAGAGCUCCCAGCUCAGGUGAUGUGCUGUAUGAAAUACUCUGCUUCAUCAAGACUCAAAGAAGAGCUCUGAUGUGCAGCCCUUUGCUGAACUCACCCUUUGGGAAGCCCAGGAGCACGGAGGAAGGGACAGACUGCAGUGCUGAGGCUUCCCCAGUUGUUCCCUCAUGGCUGGGCUGUGCAGAGCAGCCUGUGUUCCACAGCCAUGUGGAGCCACUGAACCUGUCCCAUCACAGCUCAGAGAGUGGCUGCAGGGCAGGUGCCAUCUGCUCCUCGCCCACAACCCCGUCAGCCCCGCUGGAUGGGAAAAUGGCAGACUGCAGGUUGCUGUGGGAAUACGUGUACCAGCUC
This is a messenger RNA of Empidonax traillii (willow flycatcher), 639 nucleotides long. Its product is annotated as transcription factor ETV7-like. The record is from RefSeq and is a predicted model, not a curated record. Gene Ontology annotation, molecular function: sequence-specific DNA binding. NCBI's taxonomy places the organism in Eukaryota, Metazoa, Chordata, Aves, Passeriformes, Tyrannidae.